UGUACCCCUAGGGGUACUUUGGAGGACUGCAGGUGCUACUGAAUGAAACGUGUUAGGCACACAGCAGCUCAAAUGGUCUUUGGGUCGAGAUAAUUUGUUUCAGCAAGAUGAAACCAUGGAGAAUCCAAACUUUAUUUCGCUUCCUUCUGUGUGUCAGUAUUUUGCAAACCUGUUGCUGUGCUCAGGGGAAAUAUGCUCAGAAGCUCCUGCAUGAUUUAUUCACUGACUACACUAGUGCCCUGAGGCCUGUGGAGGACACAAACACCAUACUGAAUGUGACCCUGCAGGUUACACUGUCACAAAUUAUUGACAUGGAUGAGCGAAACCAAAUUUUGACUGCAUAUUUAUGGAUACGACAAGUGUGGGUUGAUGCACACCUCAAAUGGAAUAAAGAUGAUUACGAUGGACUCGAUACCAUUCGAAUACCUAGUAGUUAUGUAUGGAGACCUGAUAUAGUCCUAUAUAACAAUGCUGAUGACCAUUUUACUGGCUCCAUGGACACCAAUGUGGUGAUCCGGCAUGAUGGCCAGAUGAUGUGGGAUUCCCCUGCUAUUACCAAGAGCUCCUGCAAAGUGGAUGUGUCCUUUUUCCCCUUCGAUUCUCAGCAGUGCAGGUUUACAUACGGCUCCUGGACCUACAACGGUAACCAGCUGGACAUCCUGAACGCCAUGGAGAGCGCUGACCUGGCUGACCUGGUGGAAAAUGUGGAGUGGGAGGUGAUGGGAAUGCCGGCUAAGAAGAACAUUAUUCAGUAUGGCUGCUGUGCUGACCCUUACCCUGACGUGACCUACACACUGAAACUGAAGAGAAAAGCUUCCUUUUACGUCUUCAACUUGCUAAUUCCAUGUGUGAUGAUCUCUUUCCUGGCACCACUGGGCUUCUACCUGCCUGCUGACUCUGGAGAGAAGGUGUCUUUGGGUGUCACCGUGAUGCUGGCACUCACUGUCUUUCAGCUGUUGGUUGCAGAGAUCAUGCCACCCUCUGAGAAUGUGCCACUUAUUGGAAAGUAUUACAUUGCAACGAUGACCAUGAUCACUGCCUCCACCGCCCUGACCAUCUUCAUCAUGAACAUACACCACUGUGGCCCGGAUGCCAAGCCUGUUCCAAAAUGGGCCAAGAAAGUCAUUCUGCAGCACCUGGCCAGAAUGUGCUUUGUUUAUGAAGUCGGGGAGAACUGCUUGUCACCACAGCCGGAGAAACAGGAGCCUCCUCUUGUAAAGAACAUUAACUGCACCAUGAAUGGUCAGACAGGACAAGGCAGAGAGGACUGUGUCUUCAAAAUGGAGAGAGGACAAGAGACAGUGGGCUCCAUGACUGCAGAGGAGAGGGAAGACAUGGAUCAGAUAAUGAGCCCAAUAGGCUCAAUUGGGAAGAACCCCACUGACAACUACAGCACUUGGAAGAAUGGCAUUUUCAUGAGCAUGGACUGUGGAGAUUUGGGGAGUCAGGGGAGAUGCCGGAAGGGAGGUGUGAGUGAUGGAGAGAGAAAUGACAGAGAUGUUUCCUGCAACAGUCAAAGCAAUGAGAAGCAUCUGCUGCGUAACAUUGAGUACAUAGCCAACUGUUACAGAGAUCAGAGGGCAACGCAGAAAAGGACUGGGGAAUGGAAGAAAGUAGCCAAAGUUUUAGACCGCUUCUUCAUGUGGAUAUUUUUCAUAAUGGUGUUUUUAAUGAGCCUUCUCAUUAUGGGCAAAGCCAUCUAACUGCAGAUCUGAGAAUUUGGUCUUAAGGAAAGUGUUAAUAGGUCUACAUAACACAGAGAUUAUUACAGGUUAGUACAGGAUUCAUUAAGUACUACACUUUAUCCAAUAAUUUGAAUAACAUUCAGAUUGCACUUUUUCUUAACGUCUUAGAAAUGGUCUAUUCUGCAGGCCAUGUCAUCACCCACCCUACUGCAGUCCUAAUUAUGAGUAGAAUUAGAUAUUUCAUAAACGUCUUGUUUAUGGAUUUUGUUGUUAACAACUUGCGUUCCCCAACUUUUGUCCCAAUCUUGUGUGAAAGUUACUAAA
This is a messenger RNA of Perca flavescens (yellow perch), 2009 nucleotides long. RefSeq names its product cholinergic receptor, nicotinic, alpha 10a (gene chrna10a). Gene Ontology annotation, biological process: monoatomic ion transmembrane transport. NCBI's taxonomy places the organism in Eukaryota, Metazoa, Chordata, Actinopteri, Perciformes, Percidae. Gene Ontology annotation, molecular function: transmembrane signaling receptor activity; acetylcholine-gated monoatomic cation-selective channel activity. Bases 108 to 1703 code for a protein of 531 amino acids. Gene Ontology annotation, cellular component: postsynaptic membrane. The record is from RefSeq and is a predicted model, not a curated record. The transcript is spliced from 6 exons.